Eutrema salsugineum is the source of this 1059-nucleotide messenger RNA. Its product is annotated as 11-beta-hydroxysteroid dehydrogenase-like 4A. Lineage: Eukaryota; Viridiplantae; Streptophyta; Magnoliopsida; Brassicales; Brassicaceae. The transcript is spliced from 6 exons. Gene Ontology annotation, molecular function: oxidoreductase activity. The coding region runs from base 1 to 900 and encodes 299 amino acids. The record is from RefSeq and is a predicted model, not a curated record.
AUGGCCAUGAUCAACAAGAUCCUUAACAUCGUUCUUCCUAUUGUCACGGUUUCGUUUCUUGUAGUGUUCAUGCCAUUUUCAAUAUUCUUCAAACUCCUCGGCUUUAUAAGAAGAUGCAAAGAGACUGAGAAAGUCGCCGGAAAAGUAGUCGUCAUCACCGGAUCUUCGUCAGGAAUCGGUGAGCACCUCGCAUAUGAGUACGCACGUCGAGGAGCAUACUUAACAUUGGUAGCUCGGAGAGAAGAUCGUCUCCAAGUGGUGGCUGACCGGUGCCGGAAGCUUGGAUCACCAGACGUUGCUGUGGUACGCGGUGAUGUCACAGUCAUUGAAGAUUGUAAACGUUUUGUUCAAGAAACCAUCUCUCGUUUUGGAAGACUGGAUCAUCUGGUGAACAAUGCAGGAAUUGCAGAGGCCAAAAUUUUCGAAGACUACUCGCAAAUUUCGGAUGUUCUUCCCAUAAUGAAUACUAACUUUUGGGGACCGGUCUACGCAACGCAUUUCGCUAUACCGCAUCUGAAAAAAACCAAAGGGAAGAUAGUAGCGGUGGCAUCGCCUGCUGGAUGGGCUGGAGUGCCAAGGAUGAGCAUUUAUGCUGCAAGCAAAGCAGCUAUGAUAAACUUCUAUGAGACUCUUAGGAUCGAGCUCCGUCCAGAAAUCGGCGUGACAAUCGUGUUUCCGGGUCUAAUCGAAAAUGGAAAUACCGAUCCAGAUCUUUUGGCUGAGAAACAAGAGUGGUCGCAAGUUGUGGCCAUCGAGUCAGCAACAGAGUGCGCCAAGGCGGUUGUUUACGGAAUCUGUAGGGGGAAAACCUUUGUGGCAGAGCCGUCAUGGGUCCGGGUUCUCUUCUGGCUUAGCACUCUCUGCCCUGAACUUCUAAUCUCUAAGCCUAAUAAGAACUGACCAGUUGUAUAAUACAACAAUUGCAAAAUAAUGAAAUAUUGAUCUCAAAACACAAUUUAAAAUAUAGGAGUUUAGCAACUUAGCCAGCCAUUCACCAAAGCUGUGUGGUCAAUUGUAGCAUCCAGUUUAGUUAUUUUAUUUAAAAAGAUGUGUAACUUU